AUGCCCUUCUACGAAAUCUACCACCACUGCCCCCUCAGCAUAUCCCAGCAAGACGAGCUCGCCGCCGCCAUCACCGACAUCCACGCGCAUAAAUUCGGCGCCCUCAAGAACUUCGUCAACGUCUCCUUCAAAGACAUCUCCACCGCCCCACGCUACAUCGCCGGCAAACGCCAGACCUCGAACCAGAUCUUCGCUUGGGUCCGCACCGGCCCCUCACGCACGCAAGAAGACUGGAACGACCUCAUCGAGCAAGUGACGAAGGCAUGGGAUAAUAUCUGCGGUACGCCGCUACCGCAGGCAAAAGGCAGGACGACGCCUGAUACGAGUUUGAGGAUGGUUGCUGUGAUGGGAGGGCUAGUGGCGGCGAUGGAAGCGGGGUUCGUGAUUCCGCAGGCUGGAGGGGAUGCGCAGUGGAUGAGGGAUAACUGGGAGGCGUUUAAGCAAAGAGCGGAUGCGGGGGAGCAGGAGUUUGUGGAUAUGGUGAAGGAUGCGCAGGAUAGGGGGUUGGUGGAGGGGCAAGGAGACGCGGACAAGAGGGCGCAGCAGAGGUUGGAGGAGAUGCUGGGGUGGGGAGACAGUGCUUGA
Messenger RNA from Saxophila tyrrhenica, 585 nucleotides. RefSeq lists its product as uncharacterized. The transcript has a single exon. NCBI's taxonomy places the organism in Eukaryota, Fungi, Ascomycota, Dothideomycetes, Mycosphaerellales, Extremaceae. The record is from RefSeq and is a predicted model, not a curated record. The coding region runs from base 1 to 585 and encodes 194 amino acids.